Messenger RNA from Callithrix jacchus (white-tufted-ear marmoset), 2300 nucleotides. NCBI's taxonomy places the organism in Eukaryota, Metazoa, Chordata, Mammalia, Primates, Cebidae. The record is from RefSeq and is a predicted model, not a curated record.
CUGAUGAUCCAGAAGGAAAGAAAUCUCCAGCAGAUGAUAGAGCUUUCGAGUCCGACCCUUCUGAUGAUCUAGAAGGAAAGAAAUCUCCAGCAGAUGAUAGAGCUUUGGAGUCCGACCCUUCUGAUGAUCCAGAAGGAAAGAAAUCUCCAGCAGAUGAUAGAGCUUUUGAGUUUGACCCUUCUGAUGAUCCAGAAGGAAAGAAAUCUCCAGCAGAUGAUAGGGCUUUGGAGUCUGAAACAAGGAAAUCCCAAACAGCACAAGAAAUAGGAGAAAACAGCCGUAGAAACCAUAUAUAUAUGGAUUGUUUUUCUUUGAAAUUCAGUUCAUGCUCGACAAUUUUCCUUGAAGACAGCACAGCCAGCUGCCCUGAUUUUGAAAUGACACUACACUAUGUCGCCUUGGACUUCUAUUUUCUUAUCAAGGAAAGAGACGGAAAUAUAUCUUUCAAAAUAUUUGAUGAACGUGUAUACCCAUUGGAUGACGAAAUGGAAAAAUACAUUAUGUGUGAUCCUUCACAGACAAUGAUUUAUGAAUUUAUACGUUCCCUGUUUUAUGUAAAAAUUCUAAACGUUGUUGAUGCCAUCAAAAGUAGGAUGUACAUCCGAAGACUUCUACGGUGUGCUCCUAUGUACAUUCGUCCAACCACCUGGAGGAGGAUUAUCCUCGGAGCCUUUCUUGUUGUCAUCAAGGUUGGGAGCAAUGUACCUGUGUGCAACAAGGACUUGUGCAUGCGCUUUGAGAAAACUACAGUUGACGAUCUGAAUAUGUUGGAAAUGUACUUCUUGAGGCUAAUUGAUUAUGAUACUAACAUUUCUAAAAGCGCUUAUACCAGAUACUACUUCCGUCUUCGUGACUUUAUAGUCAGGCAGGGCCUGAGUUUGCCUACUUACCUUCUUGACAGAAAAAGAGCAUGGGAUCUGCAGGCUUUAUCAAGGAUGGAACAAGACGAAGUGUUCUAUACUGGCAUGACCAGGUCUGUGAGCGUUGAUGACAUAACUAGUCUUCAGCGCGCUAAGGCCAUCCUCUCCUGAAGAAAUGAGGGGUCACGUAACAUCUGAACCCCUCACCAAAAAAGACAGGAAAAUACCACCUCUCCUGCUAAAUAACUAGAGAAGUUUGUAUUUUCAAAAGAAGAAAUACCUCGAUUCAAGUUAACUCAAAGACAACUAAGAUUGCCCUUUAUAAUAAAGAAUGGGACCUUGUCAGGGCAACAACACAGUCUUCACUCUUCUGUUCCUUUUAAUGUAAACAGUUAUAGAAACCACUUUAAAGCGAAGGCUCCUUCUGCCCACUCACAGAUGCUUGCUUAGUGUGUCGGCUGAUAGCUGUGAAUGGUGUCAGGCUUUUUUUGUUUUGUUUUCAGAUGAGUCUCUGUUGCCAGGUUAGGGGGCAGUGGUGUGAUCUCAGCUCAAUGCAAUUUCCACCUCCUGGGUCCAAGCCAUUCUCCUGCCUCAGCCUCCCUCAAUUAAAUGUUUUAUUUUAAGUAGCUGGGAUUACAGGGGCACCCGGCCUGUGUAAGGCUUUUAAAACGAUUUAAAUUUUUUAGAUUUUAAAAGAUAACUUUUUUAUUAAAAAUAUUUUUUCUUUCCCCCCAAAUUGCAGUAUUAGUAUUCAGACAUGUCAAAGGAGUUCAUGAGUAGCACAGUCUUUUCUUCCUGAGGGUCCUCCCCUUCAGGUGUCCCAGCCUGCUCGCAGCAGCCAUAGACCGGGCCUUUAUACUGAGAGAAGCUACAGGGCGCUGGAAAGCUGGGAAUACACAGGGAGACAUGAUCAGAGUUGAGAAUAGGAGGCGGGCUGUGAUGUCCUCUGUGAGGGAAUAAUUGUUAUUGUCCUGGGGCUGUUUCUAGAUAUUGUCAAAUAAAUUCAGAUGUAGGUAAGACGUGACUUUAUUCUAAAGGAGUAUUACAAUGGGGAAAUCACCAAGCAUCAGAUCUGCAAGCAUCUCAUAAAAUGCAGAAAAGGGCUGUAUUUUUUAUGGAGGAGCAAACAAGAUUAGAAGGAAGGUGGGAGGAAGAGUGGAGAAUGGCAAAAUCAGAUUCAAGCUCAGGGAAUGUGUCAGCCAGAAGUCAGCCUGUUCUUAGGAGGGGCAUAAACGGGGUUUGUAUGUUAGCUUGGACUGAAGGCAGAGCACAGUCUGGGAGCUGGGGAAAGGAGAGAAACUUAAGCAAAGUUGUGAUGGAAUUCCUGGAACCCAGGAGGCAAAGGUUGCAGUGAACCAGGAUUGCACCAGUGCAGUCCAGCGUGAGAGAGACUGUCUUAUAAGUAAAUAAAUGUUUUAUAUAAAGUCUGGUUUUAACCAA